CUCGAGAACUUCGUGGGCCGGGAUUUCCUGCCCCGCGGCUCUGGCAUCGUCACCCGGCGGCCCCUCAUCCUGCAGCUCAUCUUCUCCAAGACAGAAUACGCCGAAUUCCUGCACUGCAAAUCCAAGAAAUUCACAGAUUUCGACGAGGUGCGGCAGGAAAUCGAGGCGGAAACCGACCGGGUGACGGGGACCAACAAAGGCAUCUCCCCCAUCCCCAUCAACCUCCGCGUGUACUCCCCGCACGUGUUGAACCUGACCCUCAUCGACCUCCCGGGCAUCACCAAGGUGCCCGUCGGGGACCAGCCGCAGGACAUCGAGUACCAGAUCAAGGACAUGAUCCUGCAGUUCAUCAGCAGGGAGAGCAGCCUCAUCCUCGCCGUCACGCCGGCCAACAUGGAUCUGGCCAACUCGGAUGCGCUCAAGAUGGCCAAGGAAGUCGAUCCGCAAGGCUUGAGGACCAUCGGCGUCAUCACCAAGCUGGAUCUCAUGGAUGAAGGCACGGAUGCCAGGGAUGUGCUGGAGAACAAGCUGCUUCCUCUCCGGAGAGGCUACAUCGGGGUGGUCAACCGGAGCCAGAAGGACAUCGAUGGCAAGAAGGACAUCAGGGCCGCGCUGGCGGCCGAGCGCAAGUUCUUCCUCUCCCACCCCGCUUACCGGCACAUGGCCGACCGCAUGGGCACCCCACACCUCCAGAAGGUCCUGAACCAGCAAUUGACCAACCACAUCCGGGAGACGCUGCCUUCCCUACGGAGCAAGCUCCAGAGCCAGCUCCUAUCCCUGGAAAAGGAGGUGGAGGAGUACAAGAACUUCCGGCCCGAUGAUCCCACGCGGAAAACCAAAGCGCUGCUGCAGAUGGUCCAGCAGUUCGGGGUGGACUUUGAGAAGCGGAUCGAGGGCUCCGGGGACCAGGUGGACACGCUGGAGCUCUCCGGUGGCGCCAGGAUCAACCGCAUCUUCCACGAGAGGUUCCCCUUCGAGCUCGUGAAGAUGGAGUUUGACGAGAAGGAUUUGAGGCGGGAGAUCAGCUACGCCAUCAAGAACAUCCAUGGAGUGAGGACGGGGCUCUUCACCCCGGACCUGGCCUUCGAGGCCAUCGUGAAGAAGCAAGUGGUGAAGCUCAAGGAGCCGUGCCUCAAGUGCGUGGACCUCGUCAUCCAGGAGCUCAUCAACACGGUCCGGCAGUGCACCAGUAAGCUCGGCUCCUACCCCAGGUUACGGGAGGAGACGGAACGCAUCGUCACCACCCACAUCCGGGAGCGGGAGGGCAGGACCAAGGACCAGAUCCUGCUGCUCAUCGACAUCGAGCUCUCCUACAUCAACACCAACCACGAGGACUUCAUUGGCUUCGCCAACGCCCAGCAGCGGAACACCCAGGCCAACAAGAAAAGGGCCAUUCCCAACCAGGGGGAGAUACUGGUGAUCCGUAGGGGCUGGCUCACCAUCAACAACAUCAGCAUCAUGAAGGGAGGAUCCAAGGAAUACUGGUUCGUGCUGACGGCGGAAUCCUUAUCCUGGUACAAGGAUGAGGAGGAGAAGGAGAAGAAAUACAUGUUGCCUCUGGAUAACUUGAAAAUCCGGGAUGUGGAGAAGGGCUUCAUGUCCAACAAGCACGUCUUCGCCAUCUUCAACACGGAGCAGAGGAACGUGUACAAGGACCUCCGUCAGAUCGAGCUGGCCUGUGAUUCCCAGGAGGACGUGGACAGCUGGAAAGCCUCCUUCCUCCGCGCCGGAGUUUAUCCGGAGAAAGACCAAACGGAGCCGGAGGACGGCGCUCAGGAGAACACGUUUUCCAUGGAUCCCCAGCUGGAGCGGCAGGUGGAGACCAUCCGCAACCUCGUGGAUUCCUACGUGGGCAUCAUCAACAAAUCCAUCCGGGAUCUCAUGCCAAAGACCAUCAUGCACCUCAUGAUCAACAACACCAAGGACUUCAUCCACUCCGAGCUCCUGGCCUACCUUUACUCCUCGGCCGACCAGAGCAGCCUCAUGGAGGAGUCGGCGGAGCAGGCGCAGCGCCGCGACGAGAUGCUCCGCAUGUACCACGCGCUCAAGGAGGCGCUGCACAUCAUCGGCGACAUCAGCACCAGCACCGUGUCCACCCCCGUGCCCCCCCCCGUCGAUGAUACCUGGCUCCAGAGCGGCCCCUCCGCCCACAGCCCCCCGCCCCAGCGCCGCCCCUCCAGCAUCCUGCCCCCGGGCCGGCCCCCGGCCGUGCGGGGCCCCACGCCGGGGCCUCCGCUCAUCCCUAUCCCUGCCGGGGCUCUUUCCACUCCUUCCUCUUCUUCCUCAUCCUCCUCCUCCUCCUCGGCCGCCCCCCCCAUCCCAUCCCGCCCCGGACCCCAGCUCCUCUUCGCUGCCAACAACGACCCCUUCUCGGCGCCGCCGCAGAUCCCGCUGCGCCCGGCCCGCAUCCCGCCUGGAAUCCCGCCCGGCGUGCCCAGGUAA
Pezoporus occidentalis (night parrot) is the source of this 2442-nucleotide messenger RNA. RefSeq names its product dynamin 2 (gene DNM2). The record is from RefSeq and is a predicted model, not a curated record. Gene Ontology annotation, biological process: synaptic vesicle endocytosis. Gene Ontology annotation, molecular function: microtubule binding; GTP binding; GTPase activity. The annotation marks the transcript as partial. Gene Ontology annotation, cellular component: cytoplasm; synapse; membrane. Lineage: Eukaryota; Metazoa; Chordata; Aves; Psittaciformes; Psittacidae. The transcript has 20 exons.